Messenger RNA from Arachis duranensis, 1333 nucleotides. RefSeq names its product 14 kDa proline-rich protein DC2.15. The record is from RefSeq and is a predicted model, not a curated record. The transcript has a single exon. The coding region runs from base 66 to 557 and encodes 163 amino acids. Lineage: Eukaryota; Viridiplantae; Streptophyta; Magnoliopsida; Fabales; Fabaceae.
CACUCAACAAUUUCUUAUUCAAAACAAAAAACAAUAACAUUAUUAUUAUUAUUAUUAUUAUUGCUAUGGCUUCAAACAAAGUUAUUGCCACCAUUUUGGUGCUCUCUCUCUUAGCCUACUCAACACUCACUCAUGCCAAUUGCCCACCAAAAAAAGCAACUCCACCACCUUCGCCGCCGGUGACGCCGCCACCGUCACCAAAACCAACACCACCAACUCCGACUCCGUCACCAAAACCAACACCCCCAACUCCUACCACUCCAUGUCCACCAACUCCAACUCCACCUCCACCAUCCCAAGAAAAAUGCCCUAAAGAUACCCUAAAGUUAGGUGCUUGUGCUGACCUUUUAGGGCUUGUUAACAUCAUUAUUGGGACUCCACCAUCAAGCAAGUGUUGUGCAUUGAUUAAGGGUUUGGCUGAUUUGGAAGCAGCACUUUGCCUUUGCACUGCAAUUAAGGCCAAUGUGCUUGGAAUCAACUUGAAUGUGCCUAUCACACUUGAAUUGAUCCUUAGUGCAUGCCAAAAAACUGUCCCUCCUGGCUUCCAAUGUCCUUAAAUCAUUACUAGGUUUCGAUUUUUUAGAAAAAGUAAAAAUUUACGUACAGUUGUCUUCACGUAAAGUUAACAGUUGAGAAUCCUUAGUUGAAAAAAUGUAUCUAACGAUUCUCAAUUAUCAACUUUAGAUGAAGACAACUGUACGUGAGUUUCUAUCUUUAAAAAUACUUGCAUGUUUCUAGAAAACAUUUAAUUCAAAUUUUAGAAACUUUCACAAUCACGUCUUUUUUAAAUAUAAUUUUUAGGUCAUUUUCAAACAUUACACUCACUCAUCUUAAAAUGUAUGUGUUUUUGGAUGUAUUGAAAAAUGGAGAUAUCUUGACAUAAUAUACAUAUAUUGUGUUUUUGAUAUAUUAAUUUUUUAGUAUAUCCAAAGAAAUAAAAAUGAAACUUAUUUUAAGAUGAGUGAAAUAAAUAAAAAUAGAUGAUUGUGAAUGUUUCUGAAGUAUAUCUUAAACGUGCUCUAGAAACAUACAAAAAUUUCUUCGGAUAUAUAUAUAUAUUGUAUGAGAAAUUUUUUGUUAGAUGCUAAAUCUUAUUUAUGAUGAAGUAUCUAGCUAAGAAUUUCUUCUAGAGUGUGGUUUAAUUUGCUCUACUAUUAUGAUUGUUAAUAUUGUUGCAUUGCAUGUGUUGUUCUUGUCAUCAUGUAAUUGUUUUAAGACGUUGUUUUGUAUGUUGGAAAGUGUUGGUCAGUUGCCUUUGUUAUUAUUGGCGAGUCUCAUCUGAACACUACUACUGUGUACGAUAAAUAUAUGUUCAGUGUAUAUUUUUAGUUUC